Molecule: messenger RNA, 1476 nt
Organism: Oppiella nova
Lineage: Eukaryota; Metazoa; Arthropoda; Arachnida; Sarcoptiformes; Oppiidae
Source: the annotation of a GenBank genome assembly
UGGGUGAGUGGGCGGCGGGGAAGCGGGGGUUCGGGCGGAGCGAAGGGUUGACGCGUUGGACGCAUGCGUGGAGAGGGACUACACGUGUACUCAAUGUUAUGGUUCGCCAAUGAGUUGUCAUUCAAACGGAAAAAGUCAUGAAAUACUGUCUUCUCGUUCCCGAAGUCCUCCUCAUUGUCGUCGUCCUGUCGCUGGUUUUCGGUCUCGCGAUUCCCGACAAAGACGACCACAAGACGCGUCCGAAGACAGUGGACUCGGAUGACAGUCAUUACGGCGGCGGAGAGCGCGUCCAUAACGCCGAUUACGAUCACAAGGCGUUUCUCGGCGAAGACGCCGAAGAGUUCGAUCAGUUGUCGCCCGAAGAGAGCAAAGAACGGUUGUCCAAAAUGGUGGACAGAAUCGACAAGAAUGGCGACGGAUUCGUGACCGCCGAAGAGCUCAAGGAUUGGAUCCACAUCUCGCAGAAGAAGUAUAUCGUAGACGACGUCGAGCGCCAGUGGAAGACACAGACGGCGGACGACGAGUCGGUGACUGCGCUCUCGUGGGACGACUACAAGAAGCGGACGUUCGGCUUCUUGGAUGAGUUGGCGGACAACACGGUCUCGACGGACGACUCCAACACUUACCGCGAAAUGCUUAAACGAGACGAGAGGCGCUGGAAUCUGGCCGACCGUAACCAAGACAACGCUCUGAACAAAGAGGAAUUCAUGGACUUUCUUCACCCCGAAGAGGCGCAACACAUGCGCGAUGUUGUGGUCGACGAGACCCUCGAAGACAUCGACAAAAACGGCGACGGAAUGGUUUCGGUCGACGAAUACAUCAGCGAUAUGUACGCUCCGGACGCCACCGGAGAUCAAGUGCCCGAUUGGGUCAUCAGAGAGAAGGAUCAAUUCCGAGAGAUCCGCGAUAAGAACAAAGACGGCUUUAUGGACAGAGACGAGAUCCGCGAGUGGAUUAUUCCUCCGGAUUACGACCACUCGGAAGCCGAGGCCAAACACCUGAUUCGCGAGGCGGACACCAAUCAGGACUCAAAGUUAACGAAAGCGGAAAUACUGGACAGUUAUGACGUGUUUGUCGGCAGUCAGGCCACGGAUUUCGGGGACGCGCUUCUGCGACACGAAGAGUUCUGAACGAUCGGACAUUCAGUACUUGUUUUUAUAGGUUUUUCAAGAAAUCCAAACUUCGGUCACAAAACUGUUUGGAAACGAAUUCCUGUUUUCUAUUUAUUUACACAAAGUUUUGCUAUAAUUAGUGAUAAUUUAUAUAACAAAGGCUUCUAUUUUCAACGAAUCAGUGCAACAAAUCUGUGGCAAUAAAUCCUUUUCGUCGAGAUCUGACUUUUAGACCAAAUUUCGGAACAAAUCUUAAAUUUCUAGUCAAAGACUUUUUAUCCAAAUUCUUGCUACCGUUAACUCUGUAUUAAAAAAGUGCCAAAAAUAUGCAAAACAUAUUCAAAGGCUUUCCUUUCCAUGACAU